Messenger RNA from Gymnodraco acuticeps, 3842 nucleotides. RefSeq lists its product as uncharacterized. Bases 3 to 1424 code for a protein of 473 amino acids. The transcript is spliced from 2 exons. Lineage: Eukaryota; Metazoa; Chordata; Actinopteri; Perciformes; Bathydraconidae. The record is from RefSeq and is a predicted model, not a curated record. Gene Ontology annotation, molecular function: nucleic acid binding; RNA-DNA hybrid ribonuclease activity.
GAAUGACUCAGCCCCUACUAGAUUGCAUAUACUCAGACAAUGACAUGAAAAUGUCCGGCAAGAUAGAAUGGACACAAGAGGCAGAAGCUGCAUUUGAAAGGACUAAACAGUGUCUCGUAGGGUCAUCAGUGUUAGCAUUACCAGACUAUGAAAAACCAUUUGUACAAACAGUUGACUGCAAAAAAGGGUUUAUGACAUCAGUAUUGGCACAAAAACACGGCACAAAACUAAGGCCUGUCGCUUACUACUCUAAAAGGUUAGACCCAGUAGCACAAGCAUUACCAGUAUGCGUACAAGCAGUAUGUGCGGCAGCAAUGGCGGUACAUUGUACAGCAGAAAUAGUUUUGUUCCACCCACUCACACUGAUGGUUCCACACGCAGUCACCAUGUUGUUACAUGACACCAAAAUGGCUUUCUUAUCACCUGCACGUUAUUUGGCACUGACAGCUACACUAAUGUCACAACCACACAUUGUGAUAAAAAGAUGUAAUAUCUUAAAUCCAGCCACAUUAAUACCUACAGCAGAAGAUGGAGAACCACACUGUUGUAAAGAAGAGACUGACAGAACAUGCAAACCAAGACCAGAUUUGAAAGACAUACAACUACUCAGUGGCGAAACAUGGUUUGUGGAUGGGUCCUGUUCUAAAUCUAUAACAGGCCAAAAUCAAACAGGGUUUGCAGUUGUAUCACACUCACAGGUCAUAAAAGCAGGCCGACUCCCCCACACAUAUUCUGCACAAGCAGCGGAAUUAGUAGCUCUUACAGAAGCAUGCAAAGCGGGGGUUGGAAAAGAUGUGACUAUGUGGACAGACAGCCAGUAUGCGCACUCAACAGUACAUAUAUUUGCAGCCCAAUGGGCCCGCAGGGGCAUGAAAACAUCAACAGGAAAACCAGUCACCCAUGCACAGCUGCUGACUGAUCUUUUAAAAGCGGUGUUGUUGCCGAAAAGCAUUGCUAUAUGCAAAUGCGCUGCGCACACCAGUGGGAAGGAUGCAGUAACACUUGGCAAUGCACACGCGGAUAAGGUAGCGAAGCUAGCAGCUAUGGGCGAAUAUGGGUUCCAUAUCCUCUUGCAGAAGGGGGAAAGUGUUUCACAACCAAUACCUCUUGUGAUAUUAAGGGAUAUGCAGAACAACGCACCCGACAGAGAAAAGAAGAAAUGGUUGACAGAUGGAGCAACCACAGACCCUGAGGGAACAUUCAGAAUAAACAACAAGAUAGUACUCCCUGUUAGUCUCUACAAAACAGCAGCUCAUUUGAGUCAUGGGCCGUGCCAUGUCUCAACAGGAGGGAUGGUGACAAUAAUAAAUGAACAUUUCCAUACAUACAACUACAUUACAUUUUCUAAAAACUUUUGUAGAGCCUGUGUAGUAUGUUGCAGACACAAUGCUCAAGGCAAUGAGCGACCACAGAGAGGAAAGUAGAAACAUGCAUGAGAAUCACGCCCACGGCAAAAGGGUUGUCUCCCUUUGAGAUCAUAACAGGAAGGCAAUUCAGACUACCAAUCACAGACGAGGUGAGGGAGGAGGAUGAUGCUGAGGCAGGGACUACAUUAGCUGAAUGGAUGAGCAGACUCUUCAGAAGCAAUGAGAUAGCUCGAACAAAUAACCUGCCAGACAUUUCUACUCCCUUGCAGGACACUCGAGUGCAGACUGGUGACCAGGUCCUCGUGAAGGUGAUUAAGAGGAAGCAUUGGCACUGUCCACGGUGGGACGGUCCCUACACGGUACUGCUGACAACACCGACUGCACUAAAAAUCGCCGAAAGAACUACGUGGAUACAUCAGAGCCACUGCAAAAAGAUAAUACCUCUCCAACUUAACGAUGGAUAAGUGGUGGAAGUCCGGCUACAAAGGGCGGUGUUUCAUUAGGAAAUACUGGUCUCAACCCCGGUGAAGAAAACAACAGAACCACUAUCACAAAUAGACUAUGUUGGGAAAGGUGUUGUUUGUAGUGACCCUGCUGGGUCUGACGCUAAUGACUAUAAGACAAUUGAGUGAGGAAUCCUCAACAAAAAAAAAGGUCCAUCGAGAGAAAAAAUGGUCAUUACUCAACGAUGACCCAUGGAACCACAACGACAAAACUGCACGCUCACCUAGGAUGACAAAUGCCUGGUAUGCCUAUGUCCAUCAACUUGUUACAAAGACAGGGCGUUCAAAUUGUUAUGUUUGUUCCCACAUGCCAUGGUCAACUGGACAAGUAACUCUGUAUGGUAAAAGGAUGAGUAAAUCACAAGCUAAAUGUUUUGCUACCAUGGGAGGUGUAGGAUACCAGCACUCAGGGAUAAAAGUCAACGAUGUGAAUCCAUAUGCCCCAGGUUUAAGCAAUGGCACUUGUAAUAAGAUAUUUUGGGUGAACUUUAACAUGACAGUGCCACGUAAAAUGACAGGACAAAAGGUAGUCAUGCCAAAUAAUGAAGCUAUACACCCUAUGUGUUACAGUCAGACAGAAGGUUCUGUACCAAUGGGAAACACCACUGGUUGUAACCAGACACUUGUUAAUGGCGAAGGGGCUCCAGUCUAUUUGAGCAAACAAUCUAAUGGUACAUGGUGGGUACAAGGAGGAUGGUGGCUGUGUGGCAACAACGCUUAUCCAGUUCUGCCAAUAAAUUGGACAGGCACGUGCGCACCAAUAUUUGUUAGCGACCACACCUUCGUGAUAGACAUAGAACCACACCUUAACCACACCCGCAGGAGGAGAAAUGCCAUGCCUGCCUUCAAAAAACAUGAUUCAGUAUGGGGAAAAGAUGUCCCUGAUGAAUUCAAACACUGGUCCACCAGUGGAAAGGUAAUAUUAGCAUUGACUCCUGCCUUAGGCGUAGCGAAGAACAUGUUGAGACUCGAAACCCUUGAUUACCGGUUCGGCAUGUUUGUAAAUAAUUCCAUCGUUGUAAACGAACAACAGAACCUCGAACUAGACUCACUCAGAACCAUGGUGCUACAGCACCGCAUGGCCCUUGAUCUACUCACUGCCUCAGUAGGAGGUACGUGUAUCCUUUUGAACACAAUCUGUUGUACAUAUAUCACCGACAAUGUCCACUCCCAAAACAUGACAGAUGCAAUGGCUACUCUCAAAGCCCUACAGACAGCUAUGGGCCAAGACAGACAUGCCUCUCUUGAGACCGGAUGGUUCAAUUGGCUACUCUCAGGGAGCUGGGUUCAAAAGCUCGUGAUGGGAUUUGUUGCAAUCAUAUGUGUUGUCAUCCUUGUGUGCUGUGCUAUGGCUUGUAUUAUACCAUGUGUUAAAGCUAUGGUUGGUAAAAUAGUUACCAACACUCUUGUCCAAUAUACGAUGUUGCAACAGACAGAUAACGAUGACUAUACUGACACAGACCCCUCUCAGAAGGACGAAUAUACUCACCUAACCUCCAAUGUGUAAGACUUAAAGCUAGGUUACUGUCUGUCAUAUGACGAAUGGUUCGAAAAUGUCAAAAACAAGUGAAUUAAUUCUGAAAGUAAUAAAGACACUGUAACCAGCUAGUAAUUAUGAAAAACAGGAGGGAAUGUUAGAGUUUAUUGAAGGAUAAACGUGUUUUCAUAAUAUGUUGUCAUUUUAUGUUGUAAAGAGACCAUAGUCAGAAAAGAGGAACAGAGAAUAGUCUGUUCCCCUUUUCUGUGGACCAUACACACACACACACACAUGAUUGCGAGUCACAAGACAAUUGACAAAUUGUCAAUUGCCAUUGACAAAUAAAGCCGUUGGUUACAUACACUUCCUCAUGCAUGAUUUGUAACUGUAUUUUUGUAAUAAAGAGACUGCACUGAGAGAAGAGGAGCAGAGUUGGUUUUGGAGUUGACAUGACCUGUCACUCGCUGAUUCUCCUUGCAGCAAGUAAACUUGAAA